AUGGGAACAUCUCAGAUGUUUCACAUUUUUGUCGUCCUGGGCUCCGCGUUCAUGAUUCUUCUGAUCAUUAUUUACUGGGAGGAAGUCGGAGCAUCCCAUCAGUAUCUACACACUCCCUUCUCACCGAGGCCCAAAAUCCCAAAUCCUGUUCAACAGCAGCAGCAGCAGCAGCCACAAACCCCUCGAACCCCAGCUUUCCUCUCCGACAUCGAUGCCUUUGUCAACCAGUUCUUAGAGCCUGGAACUGGCGAACCCACGGACCAAGUGCCAGCCGAAACAAGUAACCAAUCAGAGAAGGCAGAAGAACGAUAUGUACCUAGGCAGGAGUGGAAGAUUCAUUUAACUCCUGUGGCAGCGGAACUCCGUCAGAGACAGGAGAACCGGCAGAGAUUACUCAAGGAUCUUUGUGCCAAUGACAGCUUUGCGUUUCCUGGCAAAAAACGUUCAUUUGACGAGAUUCCCAUCCAGGAGCUGGAUCAUCUGAUAGUUGAUGACAGGCAUGGAAUUAUCUACUGCUAUGUUCCAAAGGUUGCGUGCACUAACUGGAAGCGGAUCAUGAUGGUUCUAAGUGAGAGCCUGCUUAUUGAUGGUGUUCCCCAAAGAGACCCACUUGCCAUUCACAGGGAUCUGGCACACAACAGCACCAUGCACUUCACUUUUAACAAGUUCUGGAAGCGCUACGGCAAGUUUGCAAGGCACCUCAUGAAGGUCAAGCUGAAGAAGUACACAAAGUUUCUUUUCGUGCGGGACCCUUUUGUGCGUCUCAUAUCCGCCUUCAGGGAUAAAUUUGAGGGGCGUAAUGAGGAAUUCUACCGCCGCUUUGCUAAGAUCAUGCUACGGCGCUACGGCAACCAGCCAACGCCCCCUGAUUCUGUGGAUAAGGCGUUUGCUACAGGGCUGCAUCCCUCUUUCCCCCACUUCAUCCAGUAUCUCCUGGAUCCUCGGACAGAGAAAGAGAGUCCCUUUAAUGAGCACUGGCAGCAGGUGUACCGCCUUUGCCAUCCAUGCCAGAUACAGUAUGACUUUGUAGGCCACUUGGAGACGGCCGUAGAAGACGCUGAGCAUUUGCUACGCUUGCUGCGUGUGGACAAUGUUGUGGAGUUUCCUGCCUCAAACAGGAACUUGACAGCUAGCGACUCGGAAUCAGACUGGUUCAAUUUGGUGCCCCUCGAGGUGCGGCGGGAGCUUUACAAGCUGUAUGAACCCGACUUCAGGCUUUUUGGUUACAGUAGACCUGACUCCGUUCUCAAUGAAUAA
Messenger RNA from Nerophis lumbriciformis (worm pipefish), 1257 nucleotides. NCBI's taxonomy places the organism in Eukaryota, Metazoa, Chordata, Actinopteri, Syngnathiformes, Syngnathidae. The record is from RefSeq and is a predicted model, not a curated record.